GCAUUUGUGCCGAGUACACAUUCCCUAAGCCAGGCUCUCUCUCCAUCUCCGCAGGAGCUACAUUUGAUAGAACCUUGUCAGCUUUCCUCCUCCCUAUACUCAAUCACUUGAGGCCCCACCGCCUUCUUACACCGCGCGGCACUAUUUCGCCAAAAUCUCAUAGAUAUUCCCCUUGACUCAACGCCAAACGUUCGUCCGUGCGCUGUUCGUUUGCUUCUCCCCUCUCUACAUACUUUUACACUGCUCCAGAAACACCCUUCACCAUCUUCCCACGUUUCCUCCCGCUCAAUCACAGAAACCGCCACCUGGACUCGAACCACCCAACAUGCGCGUCCUGACAGCUCUCGUCAGCGCUGUCCCUCUCGCUGGCUCGACGUUUGCCCUUGCCAUCCCCGACGUCGGAGUCGCCAACCUCGCUUCCGCCAACGAGGUCUCUCUCGACAACUACACUUGCGGCUACGCCUACGAUGAGCGUGACCUGCCGGGCCUGGGCAACUACAUUCGUCUCCCGGCCUGGGAGGUGGUCACGUACAACAUCAAGGCCUGUUUCGUCUCUCCCGAGUGCGGAUGCAGGUUCUGGAACGAUGAGAAGGCAGUCAUCGCUGGCAGCCGUGCUGAGGCACCGGACAUUCCGGAAGGCGAUAUGAAAUACGCCGGGUGCUGGCACGAUGGGCACAAUGGACAUCUCGACGUCAAAAGGUUUCGAGGUCAAUGGGAUCGCGGUCAACGGAACCCAAAUCAAGAGACUGGAAGUCAGGCAUGUCGUUGGAUCUUCUCCAGAGGCUCGCCUGUCCUCGGCAUUGCAGUCCGCACCGGACCUGCCACAGGAGACCUCGGCGCAGCUACACGGAAGUCUUAUGUUCCCGCGCUCUCUCACCAAAGCUGGACGAGCCUCGAGAUGUUGCUGUCACAGCUCCGGUCCCCGCAAGUGAAGACGCCUUCUACUGCGGCUAUGCCUACACUAAGCCCGGCCUCCACGGCACCAGCAGCCCCGCCCUGUAAUCCACCCGAUCAGAAUUGGCGCCGCUCCCCAAAACCUUGAAGAGCUACAUCAUCUCCGGGUACUGCUGGUGCAAAUUCACGUGGCUGACGAGAGAUCAAGAAGUCGUUGGACCCACACAGGGAGACCUCCAGGCGGCGUUUGAUUCCGUCAUCUAUCUUCAGACGGCGCCUCCUCCGCGAGAUGGCAAGACCAAGCGAAAGGCUGGUGGAGCAGUCGAUUUCGUCGACUCCCAAGAACUCACUGUCACAACC
Paraphaeosphaeria sporulosa is the source of this 1254-nucleotide messenger RNA. RefSeq lists its product as uncharacterized. The record is from RefSeq and is a predicted model, not a curated record. The transcript has a single exon. Bases 326 to 1042 code for a protein of 238 amino acids. NCBI's taxonomy places the organism in Eukaryota, Fungi, Ascomycota, Dothideomycetes, Pleosporales, Didymosphaeriaceae.